Haliotis rufescens (red abalone) is the source of this 6994-nucleotide messenger RNA. Its product is annotated as ankyrin repeat and BTB/POZ domain-containing protein 1-like. Gene Ontology annotation, molecular function: protein binding. The transcript is spliced from 12 exons. Gene Ontology annotation, cellular component: ubiquitin ligase complex; cytoplasm. NCBI's taxonomy places the organism in Eukaryota, Metazoa, Mollusca, Gastropoda, Lepetellida, Haliotidae. Bases 132 to 1565 code for a protein of 477 amino acids. The record is from RefSeq and is a predicted model, not a curated record.
UGUCAGUGGCGACUGUUUGACAACAUUGGUCAGAGGUCAACGCAUACGCUCGGAAUUUGGGACCUGUUUUGUUUCAGAAAUAACGAUUUCGAGCGUUUGAGACAGUCCCUGUUGCUGCUUACACCUGAAGGAUGGACGUCGUAGCACUUUACGACAGCUGUCGAGUUGGAGAUUUGCAAAAAGUGAAAUUCCUGGUGGAGGAACGAGAGGUUGAACUGAACACCCGAGACAAAUGGGACAGCACUCCACUGUAUUAUGCAUGUUUAUGUGGCCACAAAGAUGUAGUCCAGUAUUUACUGGAGCAUGGUGCCAAAUGUGAAGCGAACACAUUUGACGGCGAGCGAUGUCUUUAUGGGGCCCUGACUGAUGAGAUCCGGACUAUCCUCAAGAAGUUCAGAGUCAUCUCCUCCCGAACCAUACGGCGUGACAUGUACGAGGAAUGUCUACGAAAGAUUCGAGAGGGGGCUGCCUACCAUGACGCAGUGUUUGUGGUGGACGGGGUGAAGUUUCCCGUACAUCGAUGUAUACUCAGUGUUCGAUGCAGCUAUUUUGCUGAGUUGUUUAAAACUCGAUGGCGAGAUCGGCAAGAAGUGGAGCUAAAACAUGCACUGGUUUCACCUUGUGCAUUUGGAGCUGUUCUGGAUUACAUCUAUUAUGGUCGACUACAGGUUCAUGUGGACCUGAUACAUGAUUGUGUGAUGAUAGCCAAACAGUGUCAGAUGCACUGCCUCAUUGACCAGAUUGAAGACAGAAUGGAAAAAGAUGCAUCAUUUUUGUCGAUGAAGCCGGGCCUGAAGGUGACGUCGGUGGUGAUCGAGCCCCCCCUGGACUCCCUGGGGCUGCAGAUGGACCUCGGUCUUCUGGGAGACAGAGCUUUACCGGUGGAACUGAACAAACUGGUUGUAGGAGAGCUGCCAUUCGACCCUGACCUGUCCCAGAUAUACCCUGACGUCUGCUUCUCAGUGGAGGGUCUGUCAUUCAUGUGUCACAAGGUGUUUCUAAGUGGACGCAGCGACUACUUCAAGGCCCUCAUUGAGGAUCACUUUGGGGAGACAACUCUGCAUGGAAACACUGACAUACCAGUAGUGACACUGCACAACAUUACGCCGCAGGUGUUCGGCCGUGUGGUGCAGUACGUGUACCAGGACCUCUGUGAGCUGUCUGCAGAGAACGUGUAUGACAUUCUGUGUGUAGCUGACCUAUACAUUCUGCCAGGGCUGAAGAGACUCUGCGCCAACUGCAUGGGUGAAUACAUCGACAUCAACAACAUCAUCACCAUUCUUAGAACCUCAAGGCUCUUCAGUUUACGGAAGUUAGAAAAUGAAUGUGCAGAGUUUAUUGCAGAAAAUUUAGAAGAGGUGAUUGCUCAGGAAGACUUCAUCAAACUAGUGAAGGAGGAUGCAGCCAAUCUCCAGGAGCGCCACGAGACGGACACCAUCGACAUCAUCGACGAGGUGCGCUUCUACAUCACCAACUUCAUACAGACGUACAGUGAGAUGCAGGAGGCCAACGAGAGGCUGAAGCUGAUUGACGAUCUGCUGGAGGAGCUGUAUCUAGAGGGAUAAACAUGCUGUGGUUACACCGGCUAGUCACACAUGCAAACACACAUGCACACACAUGCACACACACAUGCACACACACAACUGGAGAAGCUGUAUCUGGAGGGAUAGACAUGUCGUAGUUACACCGGCUAAACACGCAUGCAAACACACAUGCACCCAUCAUUAUAGACAUACAUGCAGACACACAUGCAGAUACUCAUGCACACACGCAUGCAAACACACAUGCACACACGCAUGCAAACACACAUGCACCCAUCAUUAUAGACAUUCAUGUAUGCAGAAACACAUGCCCAAAACCACCACAUAUAAAGACAUCCAAUGCACAAAAACACCAUGUAUAUACACAUCCAAUACACAAUACUGAUUACACCAAACAUCCCAUACACAAAUGAAUCAAUACAUAGUUUGCAUGGUUCGGGAUUACAACACACAUGAUUGUUACUGUCCACAAGAAAUGUCCACACAUCAACUGGCAGCAUUUCAUCCACCAUCGCCUAGGUGACGGUGAUGGUGAGAUAGGCAGUGUUAGCAUUGCACCGUGUUGGAUGGACGAAUAUACAGUGUUAUAUGGAGACAGAUAUAUGCAACCAGCACUUUUAAUCCUCUAUUUAUGUCAUUAUCCAAGGUGCAUGUUUGUGUAGUAUCAACUUAUGUAUUAGGACUGGGACGGGUAGCUCGGGUACCCGGGUCGGAAGGAUCCUGAGUAGGACCAGGUACCCACUGGACUACCCUGACACGUUGUUAGUCACGCGAGUAUUCUAAUUGGCUGUAACGAUAAAAAACAUCAGUUGUAUUUUCUUGGGAAAAUGUGCUUUAUACACACACAAAAAUACAGUAUUUAUUUAUGAUCUGAAUGUAAAUAAUGUAGUCGAUGAAUGUGAAGGCCGGUGUACAGCAGGUACCCGGGUCAGAUAUUGGGGGUCGGGUACCCAGGUAGUGAAUUUCGACUCGUCCCAGCCCUAUUGCGUAUGCUUGGGACCUGCUGACUUUGUCUAUAGCACGUUGUAGCAUGAACAGUUUACGCAGUAGGUGUAUUACCAGGGUUGUGAUAUUGGCAAGGGCUUGCAUCCAUAGGAGACUUAGAAGGGACAUAACUGGUAAUAGCCACUGGUGGCGCUAUGAUCGAGCCCAGUAAUUCCAGCCUAGUUCAGCAACGGUGGAAACUGGACUUUUACAGUCAGUUAACUCUCGUGCCUCAGGAAGAUGCACCUACUGGGACACAGCAGUGGUUUAUUGAGUAAAGUUCCAUGAAAUUGUUGUCAGUCUUCACUGUGAAAAAAGAUCUCCCAAAAUAUUCAUGAUCCCUGACUUGUUUUGUCCAGUAUAUGAUGUAGAUGGUACAUAAGGUUACACUGAAGUCAUCCUGUGAUGACGUAGCCUGGUACAAUGUUGGUAUACUGUAUUUUGUCAUUGUCACAUCAUGUUCAUGUAUUUUAAUGUUGAUGUAACAGGGGAACACAAGUCUUUUGUUUGUUUCCAAACUCGUGUUUGAUUUCAAGUGAUCAAGUUAUGUUGACAAAAUAAUACCUGAACAGACAGGACUUGAUGUGAUAAAGUUGCAACAGUACCGGUUGGUAGUGUGUUUAAUGUGCAUAUAAUUAGAAAAGUUUGUGCAACGAUACAGAUGGCUUUGAAUGGUCGAGUUCCCUGUUAGUGAACAAGUCUCGGUCAAUACUGAGAGAGAUGUCAUGCUGGGUACAUUGUACAGUGAAUGUAUAUUUGACAUUUACUUUGUAACAGAUUCGGUUGUGUAGCUCAUUAGAAGAAAUAAGAUAUUUAUAGAUGAUGAAAUUUAGACCCUGCAUACAGUGAAACCCUGUUAAUCUGGACAGCCUGUCUGGGAACAUCCCCUACAGUUAAGGCACCUGACUGCAUGCUGGUGGGUCCAGAGUAGGGAAGGGGGCACCUGUCACCCUAUUCAUACAGCUGAUGUGUCAGUCCCAUAUGUGUUGGUGCACUCUAUGACUUGGUAGUGUGCACCAUCCAUUUUCUUCACACUCCUGGAUCCACCCCUGCUGCCAUAGCAAGAGGAUUUCCCUGGGAAUAGCUUUAUCUGGUAAACAGGGUUUUUGUUGUAUAAAGACCACAGGAUGAAAUGGGUUUGUUUUUUAAACUGAACAUGUACAUAGUGCUCAAGUAUGGGUGAGUUGGUGUACACAACGUAGUUCCUCAUUGGUAUAUCAUGAUAAUCAUGAUAUAUGUUUGUUUUUUUACUGAUGGUGUUUUAUAGUGGGAACUAAACCUUGUUAUACAAGAAUUAUUUAUAACCGUUUUGAAACAUGUUAUUUUAUACCUGAAUAUAAACAAAUUGUACAUGUUGCACCGUUCGUCAAGCGCAGUGUUUGGAAAUGUCCUUGUCAGACAGUUUGACCUUGAUAUCAUCAUGCAGAAUUAAUAACCUUGUCUGGAUCUUGUUUGAAGCAAUACUAUGCACAAGCAUAGGUGAUGCUGUAUUAUCAUAAUGUGAUGCAUUUGAAGGCAUUAUCAUGAUGAUCACCUCCCCUGAAGCAGUGUUUCGGGGCUGAUCAUGUGGUUCCUGUGUUGAGUUUUAGUCAGUCGAUAUCAUGGUUCCUUAGUCUGCGAGUAGCCAGGGACCCAUCAUUUAAUAUUCUUUGGGGCCUGGGAAUUUAUGUUGAAGAAAGGCUAUUUUUAGAUCACUACUUUAUUCUCUGGAAGUAUGAACCAAACAAAUAUUUUUAAAAUUUUGAGGGGGCAAAACACAUUUUUAAGGACAUCGAGUAAAGUUGUCUUUCCAGUAUUUUCUGCAACAAAUUAUUUUUGGAACCAGACCAGUAUUAAAAAUUUAGAACAAUAAAUCAUAAAUCAAAUAAGAGGCGACCUACGGGAUCGGGUGGUCAGGUUCGCCGACUUGGUUGAUGCAUGUCAUUGUAUCCCAAUUGCGUAGAUCGAUGCUCGUGAUGUCAAUCAUUGGAUUGUCUGGUCCAGAUUCGAUUAUUUACAGACCACUGUCAUAUAGCUGCAAUAUUGCUGAGUGCAGCAUUUAACAACAACAAAAACAUAUUUUCGUCACUAUCUAACAUGCAGGGAUAUUCUGUUAUGACAUCUCACAAGAUUACAAUGCAAUGAUGUCACAGAUUACCAGGACUCCAAUUUCAGCUUUGCUGUGGUGAAUUUAUUCCCUUUUUGUUUGAAAUAUAAUGCUGUAUCUUUGGCAAUUUGAUUUAUUGUCUAUUAUUCCCUGGGUCUCUGGUUCAUAUUGGCAAUAGAUUGGACUGCGUUAUGUUGUUGAAACACUCAGGCAGGUCUGUUCUGUUUGUGCAGUGAUCAUAAGUCAUACCAGCAGAUAUCCCCAAGACUAGUCCCAGCUCUACAAGGGAAGUUGUGUACAACUAAGCCCUUUUUCACUGGUGAUUCCGCCAACCCUUAAAAAAAGAAAAGUAAAAAAAAAUAAUGUUUCUGUUUUUAUCUCACUGGAUGCAGAUUUGUGUGUUAAUCACAAUUGUGCAUCUCACAUACUACUCAACAUUUCCUACCGACAUUUUGGUAUAUAUAAAGAAGUAACACUGAUAUCAAUGAUACAAGAUUAACAAUAUGCAACAUAUCGUCUGAUAACCUUUUAGAGAACAAAAAAUCAGAAUUUUUUUAUUUUUUUUUUAUUUUUUAUUUCUCUUUUUUCAAUAAUCAGCAAGAUUUUUAAUAAUUAUAUUUAUAAACCAAUGUAUAAUUAAAGUCUUAUUUGAAUAACAGUAUGAAUAUUUGCUUAGUUAUAGUACUUGAAGUCUAAUUGCUUAAAGAGUGACUUGGAUCAGGCCCAUUUGAAGGCCUAAGUUUUAAAAAGACAAUCAAAACCAAGCCAGCUAAUUCUGGUUGCAUGAUCUACUCUAACUAGCAUCAAUGGAGUCAGCUAAUUGCAGUUGGAUGAUCUAAUUCAUUCUAGUAUGGAUGGUUACAAAUAAUCUCUCAGAUUCAUUGAGAAAAUGUCUUUCAACCUCAGCAGGAAAUGGUCCCCAGAAUGAGGAACCUUAUUGCUCUUUACACACUAAUUUUUAAAUUAAUGUUAAACGUAUGUAUUCUGUGAUGUCUCAUGAACUUACCCUUUGUGGUCCUCAUGAUGACAAAUGACCAUAUUCCAGCAUCAAACCACAAAAUGUCAUCUGUCAUUGUAUACUACUCAAAAAUGUUAAGCAUCACCCAUUUCUUUCACAUUAGUGUAGUUAUUCUGCCUUGCCAUGCCAGAUUAACUAUAGUAAUGUGAAAUAAUCACGUGAUCCUUAACUUUAUUUUAGUAGUAUAAGAAACAUGGGGUAUAACUAUACACACGGAAACCGAAAGGUGAUCAAAUGAGUCAGCUCACAUUACUCUGAUUUGGUAUACAGCCAAAUCUUGUUUGGGAGUAAAUAGAUAAAUCAAAAAUAUAACUAGAUGCUUUUAGUUGGGUCCUGACUGCAUCCUUUUUUCACCAUAAUUUGGAACUAGAACACAUAUUACCCUGGUCCCCAACGUCACUUAGUAUUGAGAAGGAAUGAGUGAGUGCUUGAGUAUGGUUUUACGCCGCUUUUAGCAAUAUUCAAGCAAUAUCACGGCGGGGGACACCAGAAAUGGGCUUCACACAUUGUACCCAUUUCGGGAAUCGAACCCGGGUCUUCGGCGUGACGAGCGAAUGCUUUAACCACUAGGCUACCCGACCGCCCCGUAUUGAGAAGGAAGUUUUUAUGCAAACACUCCGUUGGUAGAUGUAAGUUCAUAGUUACCGAUGAAUGUGUGAAAGAUAGAGACAACUUUGUUGGAUAAGUGGCAAACAGGAUAAGUCAAUACUUUAAGCUCAGUCCCUCGAUUUUCGACUUUAUAUCAAGUCAACUUUACAUCUAUCAAAAACAAACAAUUUCUAUCAUAUACCUGAUUCCUAUGACAAAGUAGCUGUGACAACAGUAUAAGGAUCCAUACCGAAAAGUCGCCUUUACAGUAUUAAAGAAGUUGUCAUCCAUAUAUCGUAUCUACCUUGUCAUCCAUCAACUUCUAAGUAAUGCCUAUCAAACAAUUCAACUGUUUACUAUGGUAACAUAACAUAAAGCAGCAAUAACUGUUAUCCCAAGGUUCAUGUCCAGAAGCCUUCACAAAUACAUCACAUUUUAUUCAUGUUUGAAAAUGUUCCACGUUUUAAGCCUAAGUACGGAAUGUUGGUUGCUGUUUUCAAGCCCUUGUUUACAGAAUUUCAAAGUUGUCUGGGUAGUAGUAUGGUGAUGUUUCUGGAGUUGUCUCCUGUCAGUACCUGUUGGAGAGAGAUGUUGACAUGUUUUAGUGCUUGCAUCGCAUGGUGAUAUUGUUAUCUUUUUGUUCUUCAGCUUGUCAACCACGUGCUGCUUGCUAUAUUAUAUUUGCCAUAAAGGUGGUCUUGUCGUUGUAUGUCAUUUUCUUACAAGACUUUUAUAUGUAUAUAUGGUUCUGUUAUUAAAUGUCUAAAUACCAGUUAA